Molecule: messenger RNA, 955 nt
Organism: Nerophis lumbriciformis (worm pipefish)
Lineage: Eukaryota; Metazoa; Chordata; Actinopteri; Syngnathiformes; Syngnathidae
Gene: use1
Product: unconventional SNARE in the ER 1 homolog (S. cerevisiae)
Biological process (GO): retrograde vesicle-mediated transport, Golgi to endoplasmic reticulum
Cellular component (GO): endoplasmic reticulum; SNARE complex
Molecular function (GO): SNAP receptor activity
Source: RefSeq, a predicted model, not a curated record
CGUGCCGCCUGUCAACAUGACGUCGUAACACCGCGACGUGCCGCCUGUCAACAUGACGUCCAGACUGGAGAUCAACUUUGUGCGUUUAUUAUCUCGCUGUGAGUGCAUCGCUUCUGAUAAACGCGCCGAGGCGGAGUGGAGGCUGGAGAAGUAUGUUGGUGCUCUGGAAGAGAUGUUGGUGGCCCUGAGGAAAAGCAUAAGCAAACCCACAGCAGAAGUCCUGACGGAAUACACAAGAAAGGUGGACUUUCUCAAAGGCCUUCUAGAAGCAGAGAAGCUGUCAUCCCCGACAGAAAAGGCUCUUGCCAACCAAUUCCUGGCUCCCGGGCGCACGCCGACCAUCGCCCAGGAGAGGAUGCCGGUCACUAAGACGGUCCACAUGCAGACCAAGGCUCGAUGUACCGGACAGAUGAGGGAGCAGCUGCUCGGCACGGAUUUGUCCAGCAAAGAAACAGACCUGCGCAACAGAAGAGGUCUGCCGCUGGACGAGCGUCAGUCUGCCGCCGAGCUGGACGCCAUCUUGGCGCACCAGCACAACCUGCAGGAGAAGAUCGCCGAGGACAUGCUGAACCUGGCCAGGAACCUGAAGAACAACACCCUGGCUGCACAGAGCAUCAUCAAGCAGGACAACCAGACUCUGGGUCAGUCCAUGCGUCAGGCGGACGUCAACUUGGAGAAGCUGAAGACGGAGUCGGAGCGCCUGGAGCAGCACGCCAAGAAGUCUGUCAACUGGCUGCUGUGGCUCAUGCUGGUCCUGGUCUCCUUCACCUUCAUCAGCAUGAUCCUCUUCAUCAGACUCUUCCCCCGCCUCAGAUGAGCAACACUUUCAGGUCAUGUCUCAUCGCCAUCAGGUCAGCCUCCGGUCGUCACAGCAACGCUUUUCCCUUACCAAGUCUGGAACAAUUCCCACACACACACACACACACACACAUCCUGACACUAGUGUAAAGUCAAG